AUGAACAUACCUGUUACUCAGAGCAUCUCGGGUCUGACUUGUGCACAAGUAAAUUUACAGAGAUCAAGGGCAGCUACUUUAAAUUUUAUUGAUUUUAUGAUUAGAAAUGAAAUACAGCUCGCUCUCUUACAAGAACCUUAUGUCAAAGAUGGCAAGAUCAUUGGAUUACCAAACUGUAGUAAGAUAUUCUUUUCUGGUUCUUUUAAAGCGUUGAUAAUAUAUAACGGCCCUCUAAAUCCAUUUUUUGUGGCGAGAACUUUAGAUGCAGUGACAAUUCGCUUGCAAUUUAUCAAUAGAAGUAUUAAUAUUACUAACGUUUAUUUUCCACCGACGGCCGAUUUAGAUAGCAAUUUAACCGAACUUUGUUCACAUAUUAUUCAUAAUGAUCAUUUGCUUAUUGCGGGUGAUUUUAAUGCUACGAGUCCUCUUUGGGGUGGAAAUCAAGAAGAUCAUAGGGCUGCUAAAGUUCUUGAUUUUAUCCACGAAAACAGACUGUGUGUUCUUAAUUCCUCCGAUUCAGAGCCAACAUUCUUGACUGUCAGAGCCAAGGGUUGGCCUGAUAUUACAUUAGCUUCAUCUCCUUUUGCAAUUUCUAUUACAAAUUGGAGGGUGUUGACAGGUACAAGACCAGAUUUAGCUUAUUGUGUCAGCAUUCUUUCACGUCAUUACCUUGAAAGUCCAUCUAAAGACAAUUGGUUCAAAGUGAAACAUACCAUGCACGAGAUAGACACUGCUAUCAGCCAGUUGACUACGGAUAUUCAGACUGCGGAUAAAAACGCCACCUGGAAAAUUCCUAGGCAGCAGAUCGCUGAUAGACUUCCAAGGCAGAUUAGAGAUCUGAUCAAAGACAGGAACAAACUCAGAGAAAGGUUUCAUAUUACAUGGGAUCCAAAUACCAAAAAGCAGCUUAAUAAGGACAUUAAGAAGCACAUUACAAAUUACCGCAAGGAGCUCUGGGACGAGAAAGUCGCUAGCUACAAUGAGCCCAAUAACGCGUUCUGGUCGUAA
This is a messenger RNA of Stegodyphus dumicola, 1008 nucleotides long. RefSeq lists its product as uncharacterized. NCBI's taxonomy places the organism in Eukaryota, Metazoa, Arthropoda, Arachnida, Araneae, Eresidae. The record is from RefSeq and is a predicted model, not a curated record.